GCUAUCAUGUGAUUUAUUCCAGGUCUCUGAUUGGUCGCUCAGUGUUCCUGGUAGCCGCCACCUUACGUCCAGAGACAAUGUUCGGUCAGACCAACUGCUGGGUCCAUCCUGAUCUGGAUUAUGUGGCCUACGAAUUGACUUCUGGGGAAAUAUUCAUUAGUACUCGGCGCUCGGCUCUUAAUAUGUCGUGUCAGGGGUUUACGAAGGAUUUUGGGAAGGUUGAGCCAGUACUGACACUAAAGGGAAAGGAUAUAUUAGGAUUAUCAUUGAAGGCUCCAUUGACCUCAUAUGAUGUCAUAUAUACACUGCCAAUGCUCACUAUAAAGGAAGAUAAAGGUACAUGUGUAUGUCACAUGAGGGUCACAUGGGCUCUGUGGGUGUCCAUAUAUACACAUGCAUAUUGUUAUAUUAAUAUUCAAAUAGCUAUCAACUAA
This is a messenger RNA of Amphimedon queenslandica, 434 nucleotides long. Its product is annotated as leucine--tRNA ligase, cytoplasmic-like. Lineage: Eukaryota; Metazoa; Porifera; Demospongiae; Haplosclerida; Niphatidae. The coding region runs from base 78 to 434 and encodes 118 amino acids. Gene Ontology annotation, molecular function: aminoacyl-tRNA deacylase activity; leucine-tRNA ligase activity; ATP binding. Gene Ontology annotation, biological process: leucyl-tRNA aminoacylation. The record is from RefSeq and is a predicted model, not a curated record. The transcript has 2 exons.